Molecule: messenger RNA, 1062 nt
Organism: Dermacentor albipictus
Lineage: Eukaryota; Metazoa; Arthropoda; Arachnida; Ixodida; Ixodidae
Source: RefSeq, a predicted model, not a curated record
AUGGGAGCCGUCCUGGCGUGCUGGGACAAUGAUGGCCACCCUGUGUUGUUUGCUUCUCGCUGGCUUUAUGCUGCAGUGCAACGCUACAGCCAGCUGGACAAGGAAGGCUUGGCCCUCAUGUUCAAUGCUGAAUGCUUCCACCAGUAUCUGUGGGGCCGGAAGUUCGACGUGGUCACGGACUACAAGCCGCUGUUGGCCCUGCUGGGGCCUGACAAGGCAGUUCGUGUGCAGGCAUCACCUCGAGUGACUAGCUGGGACCCAGUCCUGUCUCAGGCGGUCAAGGCGGUGUCCCGUGGGGCGGAAUUGGUUCAGCAGGCCUAUAGCCACAAGGCCGCCGAGCUGAGCUUGCAGCAGGGCUGCCUACUGUGCGGUUCCAGGGUGGUAAUCCCACAAAGUCGCUGCUCCAGGGUCCUGCAGUUGCUGCACGUGGGCCAUCCUGGCGUGGAAAAGACCAAGAUGGUGGCCCGGUCCCAUGUUUGGUGGCCUGGCCUGGACCAGAACACUGCUCACAUGAGACCCUGGACCUGCCUACAUGUGGAUUUUGUGGGACCCUUCAAGGGCCAUUACUUCCUGGUGGUGGUGGACACCUUUUUGAAUUGGGUGGAGAUUCUACCUGUCGCCACUCCAUCGGCAGGGGCGACCAUUGCAGUGCUACGACAGGUCUUCACCGCCCAGGGGUUGCCAAACGUCAUCGUGUCCGACAAUGGUCCUGCUUUUGCCAGCACAGAGUACCUCGCCUGGCUCAUGAAUAAUGGAAUCCGCUGGAUGAGGGUUCAGCCGUACCAUCGUGCUUCAAACGGUGCAGCUGAGCGGGUGGUGCAAACCAUCAAGGACAAGCUCAAGAGCCAGACUGGGUAUUUCCGGACGCAGAUUGCCCGGAUACUGUUUCAGUACUGGACCACGCCGCCUGAUGUCACUGGCCAUACCCCCUGUGAGCUCCUGCUGGGUCAAAUGGUCAAGACACCCUUGGACGUCUUGCAUCCGGACCUCCGAUCCACAGUGCUUCUGAAGCAGAGGCUGGCUGCUGACCAAGGGUGCUGUACCAGGCCUUUGCUGGAGUAG